Columba livia (rock pigeon) is the source of this 2147-nucleotide messenger RNA. RefSeq names its product lipoic acid synthetase (gene LIAS). The transcript is spliced from 11 exons. Gene Ontology annotation, cellular component: mitochondrion. Gene Ontology annotation, biological process: lipoate biosynthetic process. NCBI's taxonomy places the organism in Eukaryota, Metazoa, Chordata, Aves, Columbiformes, Columbidae. Bases 104 to 1258 code for a protein of 384 amino acids. Gene Ontology annotation, molecular function: 4 iron, 4 sulfur cluster binding; lipoate synthase activity. The record is from RefSeq and is a predicted model, not a curated record.
CGAGGCCCGAUGCGCGUGAUCUGGCUGAGGCGGCCAGGCGGGGCGGCCGAGCGCUGGGAGGGUCGAUCGGGGGAGUCGGCCCGGCUGCUUGGCGGACGCCGCCAUGUCGCUGCUGCCGCGGGGCCGCUGCUGCGGGGCCGUCACCACGGCCGCCCAGCGGCUCCUGCUGGGGCCCCAGGGACGGGUGUUUGGGAGCCGUGUGUGUAACCCGUACAGAACGUCAGGUUCUUUGCCAGACGAAAAAAAAGCGUUUCUGCAAAAUGGACCAGACUUACAGGACUUUGUAUCUGGAGAUUUGGCAGACAGGAGCGCGUGGGCUGAGUAUAAAGGCAAUUUAAAGCGUCAGAAAGGAGAAAGGCUGCCACUUCCUCCGUGGCUGAAAACAAAGAUUCCCAUGGGAAAGAACUACAAUAAGCUAAAGAAUACCUUGAGAAGUUUAAAUCUUCAUACGGUAUGUGAAGAAGCACGUUGUCCCAACAUUGGAGAGUGCUGGGGAGGUGGUGAACACGCCACAGCUACAGCUACUAUUAUGCUGAUGGGUGACACAUGCACUAGAGGUUGCAGAUUUUGUUCGGUAAAGACAGCAAAAAAUCCACCUCCACUGGAUCCCGAGGAGCCUUACAACACAGCAAAGGCCAUAGCUGAGUGGGGCUUGGAUUAUGUGGUGCUGACGUCUGUGGACAGGGAUGAUAUGCCUGACGGUGGAGCAGAACACUUUGCAAAGACAGUCUCCCAUCUGAAAGAAAGGAACCCUAAGAUUCUGGUGGAAUGCCUGACUCCCGAUUUUCGCGGGGACCUAAAGGCUGUGGAGAAAGUGGCCUUGUCAGGGCUGGACGUGUACGCCCACAACGUGGAAACGGUGCCCGAAUUGCAGAGGAAAGUCCGUGAUCCGCGAGCCAACUUUGAGCAGUCCAUCCGUGUGCUGAAGCACGCUAAAGAGGUGCAGCCCGGCCUCAUCUCUAAAACCUCCAUUAUGCUGGGACUAGGCGAGACAGACGAACAAGUAUAUUCCACAAUGAAAUUAUUGCGGGAGGCGGAUGUAGAUUGUUUGACCCUAGGGCAGUACAUGCAACCAACAAAACGUCACCUAAAGGUCGAUGAGUACGUAACUCCUGAAAAAUUCAAGUACUGGGAAAAAGUCGGAAAUGAUCUUGGAUUCCAUUACACUGCUAGCGGGCCUUUAGUGCGCUCCUCCUAUAAAGCAGGUGAAUUCUUCUUGAAGAACUUGGUAGAAAAAAGAAAGACAAAAGCCAUCUGAAACUGAGAUUGAGCCUAUUUAAAACAGCCAGUUUUAAGGAUCCUUUUUUUCAGUGCAUAAUUAUACUCAGUUCCAGAAACGCAGCAGACCGUAUGGUGGAUGUAUGAAUAGACUUACUAUCUGUCCAGAACACUUUUCCCUCAGCAAAACACUUCACAGUAGUUUACCUUAUUCAUUCUGGCAAGGCUACAACUACAUAGUACUUCCAGUGUUCAGCAACAAGUCAGAAGAUAGAACUGAUUUGAAAGAGUGGUGGAACUGAGGUGGAAGAAAUGUGAGCUGGAAAAAAAAAAAUCAGACAGAUUUAAGUCAACAGGUUUGAUACCACCGUCAGCAGUGCUGCAGUUAAUACCUGUGAAGAUGCCAAUAGGUAAUUUGAAAGGUACUGAUGUUUUGGUGUAUCUUACCAUUAUGCAACAGAAGCUUGCAGGGGCUCUGAGAAAUAGAGGAGUUCUAAGAGAGAUGGUGUACAUGACAAAGGACCAAAUUAGGGCUGUCUUGAACCAUGCCAGAAAAAGUAUCGUUAAUACUUUUUCAAGAGAUGGUGUCUCUUACCUGCAUCUUAAGAAAAUGAGCUGUCCAUUCUGAUGGCUAACGCUUUUCAGGUGCUUGCAUGUCUCAAAGUGUGAGCCUUGAGAAACACAAGGUAUCAAGCUGAAGAAAACAAGAGCCCUGGGGGGCAACACAGUGAACCUUGUGUAAACACUAUAUAAUUUAAACUACAUGGCAAACUGGAGUUGCCAUAACAGCAUAAAUAGAGCUACCCCUACUAAUAAACCCCACUGAGUUGCACAAGUGCUUCUUCGGUAUUGGGUUUGCAGAAUUGUUGUGUUCUGUACCGUGCUUCCUCUCCACAGGUAUCAUCAUUAAAGCAAAGUCAAAUACCCAA